Molecule: messenger RNA, 3553 nt
Organism: Mustela lutreola (European mink)
Lineage: Eukaryota; Metazoa; Chordata; Mammalia; Carnivora; Mustelidae
Gene: HOXA9
Product: homeobox A9
Exons: 2
Coding region: 1535-2350 (271 amino acids)
Biological process (GO): DNA-templated transcription; proximal/distal pattern formation; embryonic skeletal system morphogenesis
Cellular component (GO): nucleus
Molecular function (GO): DNA-binding transcription factor activity, RNA polymerase II-specific; RNA polymerase II cis-regulatory region sequence-specific DNA binding
Source: RefSeq, a predicted model, not a curated record
AAGGAAUAGGAUUAAAGUCAAAGCCCCGUGCCCUGUGCCCCUCCCGGUUUUAAUUUCUAGCCCUGGACUUGAGCGGCGGUCGCGAGCUUUGGGCCUUGUAACCUUGUUGAGCCAUCGGCCUGGUGAAAACCGAGGCGGGGCCCGGGGCGGUGGCCGGAAAGAAAGGAAGGAAGGAGCCCUGAAGAACUCAUACUAGGCCCCGAGGCCAGAGGGUCUUGCGCGGGCCUCCCAGCCCCUGGAGCCGCGCGCGGUCUCUUCCGCGGGACUGCCUUCUCCCGAGCCGAUCUCGCCUUCCACGGAGGCUGCCUCGUGUUUUUUGGUUUUUUUUUUGGGUUUUUUUCGCAGCUCGGGUUUGGGGAGUGCGACAAAGCUCACCGAGCUCAGCGUGAGGGCCUCCGAGGUCGGGGCACGGCGCUGGGUGGCCUGCUGCAUUCUCCUGUGUGUCGCGAUUCCUGGCUGAGGACCGUAGGGCUGUAGGGCUGGGGCGGAGGGGGCGCGUGUGCGCGGGGUCGGAACCGAACCCGCGGCACAACCAGGCCCUCAAGCCUCUCGACUCAGGGACAGCCGGCUGCUCCUCGGUGGGGCGCUCGCUGGAGGUGCAGCGGCAACGCUGGGAGCCAGCUUCCCGGGCUCCCUGGGAUCCAAAGCGGGCAGAUCUCGGGGCCCCACAAUAGGCGGUGCCCUCUGGGAAGCCUGUCCGUGCCCAGCGCGCUCGGACAGGGGCCGGUGGUGGCUCCCUUUGGGACGGAUGCUGCGUUGAAUUUGACUUUUUCGCGGCCGGCCCGGGGGUAAACUCGCAUCUCCGGGGACGGCAGGAAUUAUUUACAGGGAGCUCGCCAACCCAACCCAACAGUCUAAUUUAACCUUUCCCAGUCCUCGUAAAUUUUUACAGCCGGGAACCACGGCGAAGCAAACGAAUCUGUUGGUCGUUCCCGACUUCCCACCAGCCUGUGUGGCUUCUGAAACAAUCACUCCUUAUGAAAUAUCAUAAAUAUAGAUUUAAAUACAGUAGAGCGAGAAUGCGAUUUGGCUGCUUUUUUAUGGCUUCAAUUAUUGUCUAAUUUUAUGUGAGGGGCUCCACCGGCCGCACUCGCACGCGGGACCCGCGCCUCGCUGAUGGCGUGAUUAAUUGUGAUAUAAAAUAGUCCGCUUAAGAAGUGUGUGUCUGGUGGCGGCGGUGGGAGGGGAGGGAGUCCAGAGGCAAGGCCAGAUUUGAUCUUUUAAUCUUCGUUGGCCACAAUUAAAACAAACCCGAUCGUGGAGCGCCGCGAUCCCUUUGCAUAAAAACAUAUGGCUUUUGCUAUAAAAAUUAUGACUGCAAAACACCGGGCCAUUAAUAGCGUGCGGAGUGAUUUACGCGUUAUUGUUCUGCCGGGCGGGCACGUGACGCGCGCGGCCAAUGGGGGCGCGGGCGCCGGCAACUUAUUAGGUGACUGUACUUCCCCCCCCCCUGGUGCCACCAAGUUGUUACAUGAAAUCUGCAGUUUCAUAAUUUCCGCGGGUCGGGCCGACCGGCCAGGCACCGGGCACAGCGAUGGCCACCACCGGGGCCCUGGGCAACUACUACGUGGACUCGUUCCUGCUGGGCGCCGAGGCCGCGGACGAGCUGGGUGCGGGCCGCUACGCGCCGGGGGCCCUGGGUCAGCCUCCCCGGCAGGCCACCGCGCUGGCGGAACACCCCGACUUCAGCCCGUGCAGCUUCCAGUCCAAGGCGGCGAUGUUCGGCGCCUCGUGGAACUCGGUGCACGCGGCGGGCGCCAACGCGGUGCCCGCCGCGGUGUAUCACCACCAUCACCACCCUUACGUGCACCCCCAGGCGCCCGUGGCGGCGGCGGCCCCGGACGGCAGGUACAUGCGCUCCUGGCUGGAGCCCACGCCCGGCGCGCUCUCCUUCGCGGGCUUGCCCUCCAGCCGGCCUUACGGCAUUAAACCUGAACCACUGUCCGCCAGAAGGGGUGACUGUCCCACGCUUGACACUCACACUUUGUCCCUGACUGACUAUGCUUGUGGUUCUCCUCCAGUUGAUAGAGAAAAACAGCCCAGUGAAGGCGCCUUCUCCGAAAACAAUGCUGAGAAUGAGAGCGGCGGAGACAAGCCCCCCAUCGAUCCCAGCAACCCGGCAGCCAACUGGCUCCACGCGCGCUCCACGAGGAAGAAGCGCUGCCCCUACACCAAGCAUCAAACCCUGGAGCUGGAGAAGGAGUUUCUGUUCAACAUGUACCUCACCAGGGACCGCAGGUACGAGGUGGCCCGGUUGCUCAACCUCACCGAGCGGCAGGUCAAGAUCUGGUUCCAGAACCGCAGGAUGAAAAUGAAGAAAAUCAACAAGGACCGGGCAAAAGAUGAGUGAUUCAACUGAGUUCAUUUAGAAAAGAGAGAGCGAGCUAGGGAGAAAGAGAAAGGACUGCCUGAUCCCUCUCCCGCCCCUAUUCGACCCCAGCGUCCACCACCCCAACCAUCCCGCACAAAGCGGCUCUAAACUCCAGGCCUCAUCUCCCCCUGGCAAGCCCGGCUAAGGCUGGCUUCCCCCCGCCCCCCAGCCUGCCGCUUUGAUGGAGGAGGUAUUGUAAGCUUUCCAUUUUCUAUAAGACGGAAACAAACAAAAAAAUGGUGUGGGGGGGGGACAUUUUCGCUGAUGCCUGUGUGUGCUAGCUUGUAUAUAUUUUUUAGAAAAAAUCUACCUGUUCCUGACUUCAAAGAAACAAACAACAACAACAACAACAAAAAAAAAUACUACCUUUUUAUAAUGCACAACUGUUGAUGGCGGGCUGUAUAGUUUUUAGUCUGUGUAGUUAAUUUAAUUUGCUCUUUGUGCGGCAGAGCGAUCUGCCCAGAUACUUGAACACUGUGUUUUAUUGUGGUAAUUAUGUUUUGUGACUCAAACUUCUGUGCUGGGUGAUGCACCCGUUGUGAUUGUGAGCGCUUAGAAUUCAAUUUCAACUCAGGUUGUUGCUAGGGGAGAAAAAUAGUUGCGUAGAGUAUAGCUCUGUAUGGAACAUGUCUUCUGUAUGCCUAGGCUGUUCACCUUGGAUUGUAAACGAGCUGUAAGGAUUUCCCAGUGAAAUAAAAUUUUAAAAGAAAGAAAGUGUUCUCCAGGAUGCAUAAAUUCAUGGUUUCCUCCUCUUUGGAAAUGUGGGCAUUUUCGUCUCUACCCGUUCUAUAAACCUGUCUUGUUCAUUGUAUAUAUAAUCCAUAUAUUAAAGAAAAAAGUAAUCAGACAAGCUUGAAUAUUGUUUUUGCACCGGAUGAACAUUGAGGAAAUUUGGAGCUAUACAUAUGUGCAGAAGGUUACUACCUAUGGUUUACAUUUAAUUUUAAUCGGGGGAAAAAUGAAUGCUUAUUGUAAUGGAGUUAAUUUUAUUGAUAAUAAAUUAUACACUAUGAAACCGCCACUGGGCUACUGUAGAUUUGUAUCCUUGAUGAAUCUGGGGUUUCCAUCCGGCUGGACAUACACUGUAUAUUUUGCAAUAGUUACCUCAAGGCCUACUGACCAAAUGUUGUGUUGAGAUGAUAUUUAACUUUUUGGCAAAUAAAAUAUAUUGAUUCUUUUCUA